Messenger RNA from Poeciliopsis prolifica (blackstripe livebearer), 2993 nucleotides. RefSeq names its product sterol 26-hydroxylase, mitochondrial-like. Gene Ontology annotation, biological process: cortisol metabolic process; C21-steroid hormone biosynthetic process; cellular response to peptide hormone stimulus. Lineage: Eukaryota; Metazoa; Chordata; Actinopteri; Cyprinodontiformes; Poeciliidae. Bases 466 to 1992 code for a protein of 508 amino acids. The record is from RefSeq and is a predicted model, not a curated record. Gene Ontology annotation, cellular component: mitochondrial inner membrane. Gene Ontology annotation, molecular function: iron ion binding; oxidoreductase activity, acting on paired donors, with incorporation or reduction of molecular oxygen; heme binding. The transcript is spliced from 9 exons.
CAGAGUUUAUUCUGGUCUGAUUAAAAAGUGAGUUUUCUUAGAGUCAUUUUGAGAUGAAAGUCCAAAUUCUGUCAAAUCAACAAAGGAAACUUAAUUCUAAGAAAAAAAAUCAUUCUGUGACAAAAAUGUAAAUUUUUAGAAAAAGAUGAAAGUGAGCAUUUUGUCAUUGGCUCUAAUCUGUAUUUCCAUAAGUUUUGCUCACUUCAUUCUGACUUCUGAUAAAGUCAGAAAAAAAAAUCUGAAUUCUGAGAUUAAAAUGAGAAUUUGGAAAAAUAAAAAUUAGUAUUUUCCUUCUAAUUGGCCCUAAUCCUGUUCCAUGUCUCUUUACUGUUUGCUCUGUGUCAUGGCGCCCCCUGCAGGUCUGGAGCCGCAGGUUGCAGCCCUCUGCCAGAGCUCUGGUUCUCGCUGUGGAAGGCUCGGUUCCGAGCGGCUCGGCUCCUCCCACUGCGUUCACUCUGAGCAGUAAUGACCGCCUGGUUGUCACGGAUCGCUGCGUGUGGGAUCUGCAGCCUGCGGCCGCCCUGCUGCAGCACGCCGCUCUGCUGCAGCACGCUGCGGUGGGGAUCCUCUGCGCUGCAGCAGAAGCUGCGGUCGGUGCAGGACCUGCCGCAGGUCAGCAGCCUGGAGAUGCUGUACCGGGUUCUGGUCCAGGGCUACUUCUCCUCUCUGCACGCGCUGCAGGUCUAUGAGAAGCAGCUCUAUGGACCCAUUUAUAAAAACGGACGCAACGCCGUGUCGGUCAGCAGCGCCGAGCUGCUGGAGGAGCUGCUCCGGAACGACGACAAGUUUCCCACCAGAGGAGACAUGACUCUGUGGACGGAGUACCGCGAGAUGAGAGGCCUGGGCUACGGACCCCUCACAGAGGAAGGGGAGCGCUGGUACCGGCUGAGGGCGGUUCUCAACAAGCGGAUGCUGCAUCCCAGGGAGUCAGCUCAGUAUGACGGGCUGAUCAACGCCGUGGUGACAGACUUCAUCAAACGGAUCAAACGUCUGCGUCUCUGCAGCCCGACAGGCGACCGGGUUUCUGACGUCGCCAACAAGUUCUACCUGUUUUCACUGGAAGGAAUUUCCUCCAUACUGUUUGAGACGAGGCUCGGCUGUCUGAGAGAGGAGAUUCCCGCCGGGACCCAGGAGUUCAUCACUUCCAUCUCCCAGAUGUUUUCCAACGCCUUUCCUGUGGCGAUCUUCCCAAAGUGGAGCCGCAGCCUGCUCCCCUACUGGCGGCGCUACAUCGCCAGCUGGGACGGCAUCUUCAGCUUUGGUAAAACUUUGAUCGACAAGAAGAUGGAGGACAUUCAGCAGCGCCUGGACAAUGACCAGGAUGUAGAGGAUGAAUAUCUGACGUACCUCCUGUCCAAUUCCCAGCUGAGCACGAAAGAUAUCUACGCCAGCGUGACAGAGCUGCUGUUAGCCGGAGUGGACACGACGUCCAACACCCUGACCUGGGCUUUGUACCAGCUGUCCAGGAACCCAGAAGUCCAGGACAGACUUUAUGAGGAGGUUUCCUCUCUGGUACCGGCGGACCGGAUCCCCAGCGCCGCAGAGGUCACUGCGAUGCCGUUUUUACGAGCCGUGAUCAAGGAAACUCUGAGGAUGUAUCCUGUGGUUCCUAUAAAUUCAAGGAUCAUUAAAGAAAAGCCUGUUGCUGUUGGUGGAUAUCAGUUUCCAGAAAAAACUUGUUUCACGCUCUGCCACUACGCCAUCAGUCAUGAUGAGAACACCUUUCCAGAACCGUACCGGUUCAAGCCGGAGCGAUGGCUGCGUGACGGCCGCCAGAGGCCCAACGCCUUCGGCUCCAUCCCGUUUGGCUACGGCGUUCGAGGCUGCGUUGGUCGCAGGAUCGCAGAACUCGAGAUGUACUUGGUUCUGUUUCGGCUUAUUCGAGAGUUUGAAAUCAAAGCGAACCCCACUGCGGAUGAUCUAGAGAUCGUCAGUCGGGCCGUUUUGGUGCCAAACAAGCAACUGGACCUGCUCUUUGUGGACCGACGAUGAAGGAACAGUUUGAUUAACAGUUUAGCUAAAUGGCCCAAAAGUUCUGCUUCUGUUUGUUUUAAUGUGAAAUCUUCUGUUAUUGACAGUUAGCCUUUAGCUAGUUAGCUAGAGGCUAACUCAUUAGCCAACCAUAAUGUGUGCAAUCACAGCAAUAAUGUAUUUAGGUCUGGAUGAUAAACUUACAUGCAUUUCCACACUUUCAUUAUUAAUAGGGAGAAAAACUAUGGAAGCACUUUCUGUAUGCUAACAUCAAAGCUAACAGCUGCUAACAGCUGCUACAGCUGCUAACAGCUGCUACAGCUGCUAACAGCUGCUACAGCUGCUAACAGCUGCUAACAGCUGCUUCCUUUUCCUGGAGCGUUUACAUUCAUGGUGUUGAUGUGCAGAAACAAUCUGUGAGUUUUUUUGUUUUGUUUUGCUAAAUUGUAAUGUUUUUAGUUUAGUGUGUAUAAUUUAUACACAGGGUUUCUAAAGCUGAUGUCAUUUGGCCAAAAGUGACAAGUAAAAUAAAGAUAUAUUUGUAAAAUAGAAUUUUUAAAAAAGAUCAUUUUGGUUCAACAACAAGCUAAACAUACAAUAUUUUAAUUAAACAAAUAGUCUGUUCUAUUGUUGGAAAGCAUUUGUAUAAAUCAUGGCAGAUUGAAAACUUAAAAAAGGAAUAUUUCAGGUUUGCCUCAUUAAAAGAAAGAUUCUUCUGAACCGGUUGGAAAAAGCAGAUCUGAGUGAACCGAAGUCUGAGCUGCACUGAAAGUCUCUGGUUCUGUUUACUGUGAAACUUAGAGAGAAUACAAAAAGAUGAACUCUUUAUUGUACUGAAUACAUUGCAUUGUGAAAAGAUUUAAAUUGAUUGAAUAAUUUUUAUUUACUUUACAAUUGCAGUUCUUCAUUCUGGGGUUUAUGUCUGUAUGCGACUGCAGGUGUGAAUAUCUGAUUACAUGUUUGUCAUAAACACUAAUUGUGUUCAAUUAAUUUGCUUUGAUCAUGUAAUUAGUAAUAUAGUU